CCUGCUCCUGCUCCUGCUCCUGCUCCUGCUCCUGCUCCUGCUCCUGCUCCUGCUCCUGCUCCUGCUCCUGCUCCUGCUCCUGCUCCUGCUCCUGCUCCUGCUGCUUUUGAUUGUCUCUAGUGUUCGUUGCCCAUUUGAUCAAUCCCUUUCUCCCGAGUCCUACAUACCAAUUACUCUGCCCAACACGAAAGUAUUGUCUCUCGUGAACUCUGUUGCGAACUGCGAACUCGCAAGCAAACUAGUUGUGGCUACUGAACUUCAGACAAGCCUCUGUGCCGCUUCCUUCGAUCUUGAAUUUCUGCUGGUCAUUUCCAAUCACACGCAUAUCAACCCGUUAUCGAUCUUGUCUUGUCCUUGCCAAUUCAAAACAGAAAAUUUGCUAUGCGAAAAUUCCAUGGAGCCAGAGCUCUCAGCCUCAUCCAUCGUUCUUGGCGAAUGAGGGCAUCACGAACUUUCUCGCACUCACUGACAAGAUCGCUGUCAACGCAUGCUCCCUCUCCCUUCGAUCCCUCGCCAGAGCAUCGGCACCUGAGGGAGGUGGUCCGGGACUUUGCGGAAGCAGAGGUGGACCCUCAGGCUCAAGAGUUCAACAAGGAGGAGAAAUUCAACCUGAAGCUCUUCCAACGCCUCGGCGAGCUGGGACUGCUAGGAGUGACAGUGCCGGAGGAGUAUCAUGGUUCCGGCAUGGACGCGACGGCAGCAUGCAUCAUCCACGAGGAGCUGGCGGCUGCGGACCCUGCCUUCACCCUGAGCUACCUAGCGCACUCCAUCCUGUUCGCCAACAACCUGGCGAGGAACGGGAGCGAGGAGUUGAAGCAUGCGUACCUUCCUAAGGCGUGCUCUGGCGAGCUGGUGGGAGGGAUGUGCAUGUCAGAGGCAGAGGCUGGAACCGAUGUGUUGGGUAUGAGGACACGAGCGGAGCAGACAGGGCCGGAGGAGUUCAGCAUCAGCGGGCAUAAGAUGUGGAUUACCAAUGGGACGUUGGAUGGUUCGACUACAGGAGACGUCUUCCUCGUGUACGCUUCGAGCAAGUCUCCAGAGGCCUCCUCCUCCUCGUCCUCCUCCAAGAGCUUUAGUCUCUUUCUCGUCGAAAAGGGAACGCGGGGCUUCACGCUCGGGCAGCAGAUCAAGAACAAGUGUGGGAUGCGAGCUUCCAUGACAGCUGAGCUUGUCUUCGAUGACUGCAGGAUACCAGCUAAGAAUCUCGUUGGCAAGGAGGGCAAUGCAGUCUACUGCAUGAUGAGAAAUCUCGAGCUCGAGCGCCUGUGUCUUGCUGCGAUGAGCUGCGGAAUCGCCCGACGCUGCGUCGAGACGAUGGCUCGAUACGCCAGGGACAGGAAGGCAUUUGGGAAGCCCAUCGGCCAAUUCGGACAGGUUCAGAGGCUGGUGGCUGAUGGAUACGCCAAGAUGAGCGCGGGAAGAGCCUUCCUCUACUCGGUGGCACAAAAGCUCAAGCUGGAUGCGGAUCCGAGCGAAACCAACGAGAGGAUGCAGACAGACGCGGUCAAACUCUUCUGCGGGGAAAUGGCGAAAAGCGUGGCAGACUCAGCCAUGCAGGUUCUAGGAGGGAACGGCUACCUGGCAGACUACCAGGUGGAGCAGCUCUGGAGGGACUCGAAGCUGCUGGAGAUCGGAGGAGGGACGAAUGAGGCACACCAGAAAAACAUCAUGCUUGACUUCCUUCGCAAGCAAGUCAUCGAGAUUCCUUGAGAUCUUUAUAUACACGCAAAACACGCAAGGAAAGCUC
This is a messenger RNA of Guillardia theta CCMP2712, 1747 nucleotides long. RefSeq lists its product as hypothetical. The coding region runs from base 382 to 1710 and encodes 442 amino acids. The transcript has 8 exons. The record is from RefSeq and is a predicted model, not a curated record. Gene Ontology annotation, biological process: L-leucine catabolic process. Lineage: Eukaryota; Cryptophyceae; Pyrenomonadales; Geminigeraceae. Gene Ontology annotation, molecular function: 3-methylbutanoyl-CoA dehydrogenase activity; flavin adenine dinucleotide binding.